Onychostoma macrolepis is the source of this 2896-nucleotide messenger RNA. RefSeq names its product ST6 (alpha-N-acetyl-neuraminyl-2,3-beta-galactosyl-1,3)-N-acetylgalactosaminide alpha-2,6-sialyltransferase 2 (gene st6galnac2). The transcript is spliced from 9 exons. The record is from RefSeq and is a predicted model, not a curated record. Gene Ontology annotation, molecular function: sialyltransferase activity. The coding region runs from base 77 to 1228 and encodes 383 amino acids. Lineage: Eukaryota; Metazoa; Chordata; Actinopteri; Cypriniformes; Cyprinidae.
CUUAAAAGCGUUCCAUGAUUUCAGUCAAAGGACUGUGUUUGGUUAAUUUUAUGAAGUCAACUGAUUAGAUUGAAACAUGGCAUGUAUUGUCUUUCCACACAUUUGUCAUGCACAGCACAGUCGAAUCACGAAACUGUGGCUUUGUAGAUCUAUUGUGGCAGGAUGUGUUUGCUUUAUCUACUGGAAUGUACUGGGUUUAAUGUCAUCAGAAGACUGGGGCACAACAUUUUACAGGGCUGCAUUAGAUGCUGAAGUAAGCUGGAUUGUAAACGAUACAGCUGGAGAGGAGGCAGUGCCAGCCUGCUCUUUGAGACAUGCCAUAAAGAAAGAAGACAGUCUGAAGAGAAAGUUUAGCUUCUUGGUGCCUAUUCUGCAGUGGAAUGAUUCUUUUAUUAAUCCACAUUGGCAAAAGCUCCAGAAUGAGCCGCUGCCGUAUGGCUGGAAGGACCAGCCUCUCGAUGAAAUAGGCAAGACACUUUAUCUGCUUUCACAUCCCGCCAACAGUCAUCUGUUUAAGAGAAAAACAUCAGAUACCUGUGUGCGUUGCGCUGUGGUGGGUAACGGAGGUAUUCUGAAUGGAUCCAGGCAGGGGAAAACCAUAGACAGUCACGAUUAUGUUUUCAGGGUAAAUGGGGCAAUAAUCCAAGGGUUUGAGGAUGAUGUUGGGACAAAGACGUCUUUCUACGGCUUCACCACCAACUCUCUGAAGAAUUCAUUAAUUGGUUAUUACGAAGACGGCUUCGACAAAGUGCCACGUGACCCGGGCAUUGGAUAUAUUAUUAUUCCUGCCGAAACUCGAGACUAUGUGAUGCUGGCAGCUGCCAUCAAGGGUGUGUCUGUACCCUCGGGACCUGAUAAAGGUGACAGGGCCUCAGAACUUUUUGGAUAUAAUCCUGAAACACAUCAGUUCAAGAUGAUCCAUCCAUCCUUCAUUCAAUAUGUGACUCAAAGGUUCCUAAAAUCUCCACUGCUCGAGCAAUAUAGAGAUGUGUACAUGCCCAGCACGGGUGCACUGAUGCUUUUGGUAGCUUUACACACUUGUGACCAGGUCUCUGCAUAUGGCUUUAUCACAGAAAAUUACCAAGACUUCUCAGACCAUUACUAUGACAAGGUGAUGAAGCCUCUGGUCUUAUAUGCCAACCAUGACAUGGAGAUGGAGGGACGUUUGUGGAAGAAGCUGCACUCUCAAAAUGCCUUGUGGCUAUAUCAGAGACAAAAAAGGGCAUGAUGUCACUUCAGUGAAUCUUGGGACAUCUGAAAAGAAAACAAAAAACAAAACAAAACAAGUAGAAAGAUUGCAUAACAAAAUUACCAAAGCAGUAUUUUGUUCUGGUGCGCCCUGAUUCUCCUGCAGCCUUUAUAGGCAACGUCAUUGAGAAUGUUCAACUAAAUAUUGAGAAAGGUAAAAUAUCAAUGCUGAUUUUACUGAUAUUUAGUGCUGUACUCUCAAUCACAAUACCCUCUGGAAAACUGGGUUUGGCUCUUUUGGCCAUAUCUAGAAGACAAGAAUUUCUGUGUGAACAUAGGUGACUUUAAAUGAACCGCAAUGACAUGGCGUCCCCCAGGGUUCAAUCCUAGGUCCUGUCCUAUUCAAUCUCUAUAUACGUACGCUAAGCUAAAUAAUGUGGAACAACAAAAUACCAUGCUAUAGCCAUGCAGUUCAACCUUGCUCUAUCUGCAAGGGCAUUCAGUCAUUAACAGCAGAUAAGAUAUUCAUACUUUUGGCAUUUAUUUUGAAGUGCUAUCAUUAAAACCUAAACACACUGAAAUGUUAAUAGGAUAAAAUGCUUACAAAAUCACAAGAGUUGAGACAGCUAGAUAUUGUCACGUUUAUGUUCUGUUUUGGUACUGUUUCUUCGCUUGAGUUCCUUUGUUAAUCUGUUUCCUUGUUUAUUAAUUAGCUUUACACCUGUUCUGUUUCCCCUGAUUGCCGUCACCUGUUAUUUAAACCCUGUGUUUUGCCCUAUAGCUCCUUAGUUCCAGUAUUAAUGUUGAUUUGCGUUUAUCUCCUGUGUUUCUCCUGCCUGUUCCUUCACGUGGAUUCAUGAUUAAAUACUCUCUUGUUUAUUUUUACUCCUGCGUUCUACAGCCACAUGACAGAUAUAUCCAGAGGUUUAUAUAUCUAUCUGACUUGUGUCCUAUACCUGUCAUUAGUGAUUGCACUUCAUUUAUUUUCCAUGACCAGCACCAUCACAUACAAAAAUAAUGUGUAUUGUUAUGCCAAAUAUUUAAUAUACAAAUUUAUUACUGGUAUAGUUUAGCGUUCUUGUAGCUCAAACAGAACUUGGUGCUGGCAACAGCAAGAUCAAGGGUGCACUUAUCAUGGAUUGCAUGAACUGAUAAUGUGUAUAUUACUUUGGAUAAAAGCACCUGCCAAUUUAAAAGCAAAUGAUUAAGAAUGAAUUCAGAAUACAGGGUGAUUUCACACUCAACUAUGGAAGUAAACUGGCGUUUUUGUCAAAACUUCAUCCCUUGGAGUCAAUCAAAGGAUGAAGCAAAGUAAUUUGGAGGUGAGCUGGUUAAAUAGUCAAGGGAAUCAGUUCCAGGUAUGGAGUUUAUGAGGAAGAGGGUCUGGCUGCAGACAAAGGGCGAGUGGAGCUCCACUUAAGAGCGGAAAUACAUCCCCUCCACUAGCGACGCGUCCGCCAUGUUGGUCCGGGCAAGAAUGCAAGAAUUUUUUUAUUUUUUUUAUAAUUAUUAAUUUGGUAUAAAAUAAUCUAAUGUACAUUAAAUGAAAUUACGUUUUUUCUUUGUGGAAAUUGCUUUCUGUCUUCAACCCCAAAAUUUCAGCUUGUCUUGUGCUUCAGGUCAGAACACAUUACAGAUACAUCUUUAAGUACUAAUAAUUGACCAUCAUUGAUAAAAUGGAAUAAAAUCAGUAAAUACAAAUCAAAAA